Propithecus coquereli (Coquerel's sifaka) is the source of this 1159-nucleotide messenger RNA. Its product is annotated as coiled-coil domain-containing protein 110-like. Bases 5 to 841 code for a protein of 278 amino acids. The record is from RefSeq and is a predicted model, not a curated record. NCBI's taxonomy places the organism in Eukaryota, Metazoa, Chordata, Mammalia, Primates, Indriidae. The transcript is spliced from 2 exons. Gene Ontology annotation, cellular component: cytoskeleton.
UGAUAUGGCCAUUGUCAAUAAUGAAAAUAAUCGAAUGAAUAUAGAAAUGGAAGCAAUGAAAACAAAUAUUCUGUUGAUUCAAGAUGAAAAACAAAUGUUAGAGAAAAAAACAUACCAUCUUUUAAAGGAAAAAAGCUCACAUGAAAAUGAACUAAAAGAAAACCAGUUAGAGAUAAUGCAGCUAAAAGAGAAAGAAAGAUUAGCAAAAACUGAACAAGAGACACUUCUUCAAAUAAUAGAAACAGUUAAAAAUGAAAAACUUAAUCUUGAAACAACAUUACAAGAAUCUACUGCUGCUAGACAAAUGAUGGAAAGAGAAAUUGAGAAUAUCCAAACCUACCAAUCUACUGCAGAAGAGAAUUUUCUGAAAGAAAUAAAAAAUGCAAAAUCAGAAGCAAGUAUUUAUAAAAAUAGCUUGUCAGAAAUCGGCAAGGAAUGUGAAAUGUUAUCAAAAAUGGUAAUGGAAAUUAAAACAGAUAAUGAGAUUCUGAAAGAAGAACUAAAGAAACAUAGUCAAGAAAAUAUAAAAUUUGAAAACAGCAUCAGUAGGCUUACUGAAGACAAAAUACUUUUAGAAAACUAUGUAAGAAGUAUAGAAAAUGAAAGGGAUACCUUGGAAUUUGAGAUGCGGAAUCUUCAACGAGAAUAUUCAAGUUUAAGUGAUAAAAUUUGUGGUCAGCAUAAUGAUCUAUCAAAAACAGCUUACAUUUCCAGAAGAGAGAAAUUCCCUUUUGACAACUAUGAUACUUACGAAGACAUUUCCAGUCCUAGGAGUAGGCCAUUGGCUCCUGAUUUGAAAGAUUAUUUCAAAGCUCAGGACAGAACUCUCAAGCACCAUUAGGAUUCCUUACAAUUGCUGAGAAACUCCCUUUGAGAAAUAGCCAAUAUUAACAUGUACUGCUAACUGAACUACAAAUAUUAAUACCUAAGUGGUCUCAAAUGACUCAGAAUAAGGUACUAAUAGAUUAACUUUAAAAAUUAUGGGCAGAAUAGUUGGGUACAGAUAAACUAAGCCUUUUCAAUUGAGAAUUUCAGAAGAUGAAAAAGAACUUCCACAAGAGAAGACAGGUAACUGUACAUGGAAGGAGCUGAGAUUUCUAAAGUUGCCCAAAUUUUUUAUUUUUAAAAGUAUGUAUAAAUAAAAGAUAUAAUUUUGAAG